Conger conger (European conger) is the source of this 2904-nucleotide messenger RNA. RefSeq lists its product as uncharacterized. The coding region runs from base 126 to 2801 and encodes 891 amino acids. The record is from RefSeq and is a predicted model, not a curated record. The transcript has 21 exons. NCBI's taxonomy places the organism in Eukaryota, Metazoa, Chordata, Actinopteri, Anguilliformes, Congridae.
AACAACAUAAAUAAAUAAAUAAAUACAUACAUAAAAUAAAGGGCCUUUGGGGGGGGGGCUUGGUUGGGUUCAUUUUAUUCAUUAUCAGUAAUUGCCAGUUUGAUUAAUUACCUUUCAAUUUUGUGAUGGGACAUUUUCUUGGAUUUCGGAUGCUGUGGUUUCUGCUGAUUGCUCUUGGGAUAGAAGCCCAAAAGCAUUCCAUUCCACGUGGACCCAAUGUGGAGUGCCUUGGCGGCCUGUUGCGGUUGUCGUCCAAUGAAUCUUGGUCCUGGGGACAUCAGUUGGAGAUUGACGCUGUUGAUGGUGCUACCUUUUUACCCAUAACUAUGGAACUGGCUUCGCAAUGUGGAUUCCGAAAGAAAAUUGACCAUUGGGGCAAUACCAAGCUGUUUGCUUCAGUCCUGAACUGCUUUGUUGACAGCACUGAUGAUGAGUCCUUUGCUCUCACCGUACGACUUAGACCAUCUGGAAGCCCUGCAUUUGAAGUUUCCAAAACCUGCCAGUACAGUGCAUGGGCUUCUCGUGAGAUCAUUUGCAAUGAAAAUUAUAUGGAGGUUUCUGUAAGGAGACGGGUCCCGACUCUUGAAGAUUUUGACCUAACUGAGCAUGAGGGGGUUGAUGAUGAUGAUGGAGAUCAGGCAAGCUCUCCACUUAAACUCUGGAAAGUGCAGUUUCUUACUGGAGCGUCUAGGACCAUGACCUUAGAGGAGGCCCACAAUGCAGGUUUUGGCCUGUCUGUUUCCCGCACACGAGCAGUUCUGAGAAGCCCUUUCGAUAAACCUGAGAUCGUUAUGAUGAAUGUGUCUGGAAUUCCCAUGCAAGUGAUUAAAGCCUCUACAUACUUGAAGCGCAAAUGGAUGGUGAAGCUGCUAGACUCUGCUGCUGCUUGCCCUUCUGGUGGUGUCACCUUCACGGAAGAAAUGAUCACCUGGCAGCUGCCCAUCCGAAUCUCUCCUCUACUUUCCUCUAAUUCCCCCACCAUUUUUGAGCUCCACAUGGGAAUUGAAGGCAAAAGGCUGGAUGCUUCAAUAAUGGCAGCUAGGAACUACAAACUGACAAAGACUAAUUCUCACCUCAUUGUUGAAAUUCCAGUGGGGUCAGUUGAUGGUUAUUACAAGAGUCAUGUAUUCGAUUAUCAGUACUACAUCACUUAUAAUAUUGAACCCAUGCUGGAGGUGCUAUGGAGGGAAGAGGCAAUGUAUGAUGACACAAGAUACAAGGUUCUCUUUCCCAUAAUCACCCCACCUAUGGCCAGACCACCUUUUAUCCAGGACUACACUGUUGGUGAGAAUAGAGUGUUUGACCUCUUUGUGGGGAGCUUCCUAGCUGAUGUAGAUCUGGUCAACAUCUCAUUUACAAGUGGUGUGAUGUCUGUUGCUGAGGCUAAUGCACAAGGAUUCAAUGUACAGGAGCACAUGUUGCCCAAUGGCUUCAAGGGCUACUCGCUGCAAGUGCCUUUCUCUGACCCUGUUGUACACCAAGAGAACUCUGCUGUGGAUGUCACAGACAACAUCUUGCUUGUGACUUUUGGCUUUGUCACCCUACCGGAAAAUGCCCCCUUCUCUCACCCAGGAAUGCUUAAAGCCAGCCUACAGGAUAUUGUUUUGCCCAAUGUGGUUGGGACCUGUGACCAGAAGUACUUCUAUAUCACUGUGGCAUAUGGAAGCCAAGGCCAUAAUUUUGAUACUGUGGUGGGCCAGAGGAAACUUUCACCGGACAUCGCAGAAGAGCAUAGAUAUACACAGAAUGACACCCACUUCAGUAUCACUGUCCAUUUUUUGGCUCAGGAUGCUGCAUUUGAGAUGGUUUGGGCAUCUACACUCAGAAGCAGGUUAAAUGUUGUUCUGAGGAAUUCUGUUAAUGAUUGGAAUCUCAAAGAUUUCUCCCUAUCCUGCAGCUUCCCCAUGACCAUGACUGAAUGCUUCUCUAAUGGAACAAUGACUGCCCUGGCUGUGAAAGUGGAAUCUGUACCAGACCUAGACAUGUCUCAACUGACUCUGAAAGAUUCCCGGUGUAAACCUGCCUACAGUGACCACAUUUUUGCUUUAUUCUCAUUUGGUGUGAGCACUUGUGGGACUACUAGAAAGUUUACCAACCACCACAUGAUCUAUGAAAAUGAAGUGUCCCUAGGAAGUAGGAAGGCCAUCACUGCUGCUGACCAGUAUCUGAUCAUGGUUUCCUGCUACUAUGGGAUCAAUGACACCUACACACUGCCAUUUGGUACCAUGCCAAACCCUGAACCUGUUGUGGAUGCAGGCAUGGGUGUGUUUAUAGUCAGAAUGCAGCUUGCCCUAGAUUCAUCAUAUUCAUUCUUCUACUUGGAAGAGCAUUACCCAGUUGUGAAGUACUUGAGAGAGCCUCUGUAUUUUGAGGUGCAGCUGAUGCAAAACACAGACCCACAAGUGGAACUGUCCUUGGAGAACUGUUGGGCCACUUCUGCAGAGGAAAGGACUUCUGUUCCUAAGUGGGACAUUAUAGUGGAUGGGUGUGAGAGUCUUGCAGACUCCUACCAUACCAUUUUCCACCCGGUCUCAGCGGAUGCCAGAGUACACUUCCGUAGUCACUUCAAACGCUUUGAGGUCCAGAUGUUUACAUUUACAUCAGAGGGUGUAGCUCUGAAGGGACCGGUCUUUGUCCACUGUGAUGUUAUAAUUUGUGAGGCCACCAGCCCCGCAGAUGGCCUCUGCAGCAGAGCAUGCAUAAACAAACCAACCAUGAGUACUGCAUCAAAGAAAGCUCGCAGGAGUACAGGGAAUGUCCAUAUGGAACCGGUGUCAUCUGGCAAAAUUGUCCUGAUCUAGAAGCACCUUGUCUCCUGGCAAACAUGGGUUGACGUGCCAGUUGACAAAUUUAAACCGUUCAACAUGUGUAUGCAAUCCAAAUAAACCUUAAACUAUAUUAUGA